Molecule: messenger RNA, 1107 nt
Organism: Cyprinus carpio (common carp)
Lineage: Eukaryota; Metazoa; Chordata; Actinopteri; Cypriniformes; Cyprinidae
Exons: 8
Biological process (GO): immunoglobulin production; immune response
Source: RefSeq, a predicted model, not a curated record
CAAGACAAAACAACAACAAUGAACAACAUCAUCAUCCUCAUCUGGACUCUCACACUGUUUGCUCAAGAGUGUAGAGGACAGAUCACUGUAACUCAGAGUCCAUCAAUAACAGCUGCUCAAGGACAAGAAGUCAGAAUAAACUGUAAAACCAGCAGUAAUGUCUACAGUGAUAGUAAUGGGUCAAGGAUGGGCUGGUAUUUACAGAAACCUGGAGAAGCUCCUAAACUCUUGAUUUAUAAAGUUAACAGCCUCCAGUCAGGAACUUCAUCUAGAUUCAGUGGCAGUGGAUCUAACAGUGAUUUCUCUCUGACCAUCAGUGGAGUCCAGACUGAAGAUACAGGAGAUUAUUACUGUCAGAGUGCACAUGUGAUCAACAGUAAAUCUGUGUUCACACAACAAGUCAAGAAACACAAACUUCGAUGUUCUGCAGGACAGGUGACUGUAAUUCAGACUCCAACAGAGAAACAUGUUCAGAAUGGACAAACAGUCACUCUGACCUGUAAAACCAGCAGCUCCAUUGGAGACCAGUCAGACAGUGUCUAUUCAGUGGAAAUGACUCCACCAUCAGUGGAGUCCAGACUGAAGAUACAGGAGAUUUAUUCUCUUUCCUCCUCAUCAGCUCCAGCGUUUGUUCUCCUCAAUGAACUUCACGUUAAAAACACAAUCUUCAUCAUCACACAAGACAAAACAACAACAAUGAACAACAUCAUCAUCCUCAUCUGGACACUGACUCUCUGCAUAUGUAUUCGAGGUUUCAGUGGGCAGGUGACUGUGACUCAGACUCCCUCUGUUAAAACAGUUCAGAUCGGUGAAUCAGUCACUAUAAACUGCAAAACUAACACAGUAGUGUAUGAUGGCUGUACAGGUUCAUAUACUUGUAUGGCCUGGUAUCAGCAGAAACCUGGAGAAGCUCCUAAACGCUUGAUUCAUUCAGCAAGCCAAAGAGAUUCAAACACUCCAUCUAGAUUCAGUGGCAGCGGAUCCAGAACUGAUUUCACUCUGACCAUCAGUGGAGUCCAGACUGAAGAUACAGGAGAUUAUUACUGUCAGAGUUUUCACUGGCCGGGUAGCACUAGGCUGUUCACACAGUGAUAAAGAGUCGUACAA